AUGGCCGAUAUCAGCGACUGGCGUAGUGUCGUCACUCUCAUUGUAUUUAUACUGGCAAAUGUCUUCGUAGUUUUUCCUCAAAACGUCCCAGUACCAAUAUGGGCUGCACGGCGUUUAAGGUCCCUGCUUGCCCGCACACGCAUUUAUCCCUUGCCGGCCCCCGCCGCCGACGACAGCUCGGAUAACAUGACCGGGAGAGAUCCUGCGAAGAUGUCAAUACCAUUCAAUUUUGUCACUGCACCUUUGACUGCAGUUGUCGUUUUGCUCGCGAUCCGGGCUAUCGGUCGAACGGAGAUAAUUCAUGGCAUUAUCGGUACAGAGCAUAUCCACCCGAUUGAUAUCAUGGCGUUCUUCCUAGCCUUGGCCUACUUGGCAAUUUCUCUAGAUGCAACUGGCCUCAUACGAUUUCUGGCGUUUUGGGUCCUAAAGAAGGGCGGAAAGAUUGGCCAUCGCCUCUAUUUCCUGAUUUACUUGUUCUUCUUCCUGCUUGGAUCGUUCAUCGGUAACGAUCCGAUCAUCCUCAGCGGCACCGCGUUCACUGCCUAUCUGACCAGGGUAGCGUCCAACAUCGCGAACCCGCGAGCAUGGAUCUUCUCCGAAUUUGCCAUCGCCAACAUGGCGUCCGCCAUCCUCGUAUCGUCCAACCCGACCAAUCUUGUCCUGGCUGGUGCUUUCCAAAUCAAAUUUGUCACCUACACCAUCAAUAUGGUCGUCCCCGUCGUAAUCACUGUAGCGCUCCUAUUCCCCUUCCUCCUGUACAUCCUCUUUCCCAGCCCCGACCUAAUCCCUGUCAAGAUAGAAAUGCACGAGCUACCGGAGAAACCUCAGACGGCACCCAGGAACCGGAUCGGUCGCACGGCUUCAACGAACAAGGCCAAAGGCCCGAAAAUCGGGAAGACACGAGUCGAACAGGAGCUGUACGACCUCGAGUGGCAGAACGAAUAUCCUCUGGAGGAGCUGGUAGACCCAUUCUUGGAAGUCAAGGGUGCUAUCUUUGGUGGUGUUCUCUUCGCCAUCACUCUGAUCGUACUCCUCGCCACCAACGCCGCGGACGUCGACCCAGGAGUAUAUGCCAUCACGGUACCCGCGGCCUUUGUCAUGCUCUGUCGGGACAUCGGGUACGAUUGGCAUCAUCGGAAAGACCCAGACCGAAAGGAAGGCGCAACCGCUCUGGCGCAGCAAACGGGCGUGAAGCAAGGCCGUUAUCCACAAGAACAGGCGACGAGCACUACUUCGGCGACGAUUGGUAGCCGAGGGACUCCAGCGGAGGACCAAGCAUCCAUCGACACGUACGUGAGUACGGGUACAAACCGGGAGCCGGAACGCCAUUCUCCAGGAUCAACACCGGUUUCCGAGACCGCAUCGAGUUCGGGUGAAUUCACCCCGCACAACAAUGGCUUCUUAAGACCUCCCUCACCGGUACUACCGUCUCCUCCGUUCCCCCAGCCUGAGCCGUAUCAUCAUCUUGUUCUGCCGGGUCAGGAUAUCACAGCCGUGUGCGACCGAGAGCAGGCUCACUCUGAUCUUGCAUCAACUUUGCGCAAGGACCCUGGGGUCCAUCCGCAGACCGCGUACAGCGUACUUAUCGCAGCAGGACUGUAUUCCGAGUCCAAAUUGCCAACGGUGGCAGCGGUCGUGAAACACCUGCCAUUCGCCCUUGUUCCUUUCGCGUUCUCGAUGUUUAUCAUCGUCGAGGGACUUGUCACCAAAGGAUGGGUGGAGCGAUUCGCGUCUGGUUGGGCAAUUUGGGUCGACAAGACGAACAUUGUGGGUGCUAUUGGUGGAAUCGGAUUCUUGAGCGUCUGCCUGUGUAAUAUGGCCGGAACAAACAUAGGGACCACCAUCCUUCUUUCGCGCGUGCUCCAGGAAUGGUUGAAACAUCAUACUCCUUCAGAGCGCAUGAAGGACGCGACGAUCUACGGCCUUGCGCUCGGUGUGAACUACGGCGCAUUCAGUGCCACUUUCAACGCGUCCCUGGCGGGGUUACUUUGGCGAGACAUCCUGGCACGAAAACAUAUAAUCGUUCGAAGGCUCGACUUCGCCCGAGUCAACCUGCCCAUCAUCGCCAUUGCAAUGGGUAUUGGCUGUUCCAUACUCACUGCUCAAGUAUAUAUUGUCAAAGACGGGCAUAUUCCCGCUUGCAAGGCCCACUCUCCAAUGCACAUAGAUAGCAAUGGCACAUGCCGGUAG
Punctularia strigosozonata HHB-11173 SS5 is the source of this 2190-nucleotide messenger RNA. RefSeq lists its product as uncharacterized. NCBI's taxonomy places the organism in Eukaryota, Fungi, Basidiomycota, Agaricomycetes, Corticiales, Punctulariaceae. The transcript has 7 exons. Bases 1 to 2190 code for a protein of 729 amino acids. The record is from RefSeq and is a predicted model, not a curated record. Gene Ontology annotation, molecular function: arsenite transmembrane transporter activity. Gene Ontology annotation, cellular component: membrane. Gene Ontology annotation, biological process: arsenite transport; transmembrane transport.